AUGAGCACAGCGGCUCUCAAGUUCAAACUUGGAGGCAUCGAUGAUCUCGUGAGAGAUUUGGAACUUGCCCAACUAGGCAAUCACAUUGCAACAGCAUUGAGAGAGAUGACGGGCAAGAAGCGAAAGGAUGUCGGUGAGUCCUCGAAAAUUACCGCGCUUGACUCUACCGCUGAGUAUACCGACAUUCGCUUUACACUCCGGUCAGAAUAUUACGCCACCCGGGUCAAUGGCAUCUGGUACUGA
Penicillium antarcticum is the source of this 243-nucleotide messenger RNA. RefSeq lists its product as uncharacterized. The transcript is spliced from 2 exons. Lineage: Eukaryota; Fungi; Ascomycota; Eurotiomycetes; Eurotiales; Aspergillaceae. The coding region runs from base 1 to 243 and encodes 80 amino acids. The record is from RefSeq and is a predicted model, not a curated record.